AUGGUCAAUAUAUAUAUCUUGGUGGGCAGUCUGACAGCAAUAUUUGCUGAACAUUACGAUCCGGAAGAGGAUGAGGACGACGACAAUGAAAAGAUAAUUUAUCCCAAAAGUGAUGAACAGCGCCAGAGAUUGGGAGAAGCCGUUAAAAAUAUCCUACUCUUCCGCUCCUAUCUAGGGCAGACAGUGGAAGAGGGAGAGAUCGUCAUCAGACAGGGAGACGACGGCGACUACUUCUAUGUCAUCUCCGACGGAACCUUUAAGAUCGUGGUGUCUGUGGACGACGGGUCAGAGCGUGAAGUGGGAGAGUAUACGGGUUCGGGUAGUUUUGGAGAACUGGCGCUCAUGUAUAACAUGCCGCGCGCCGCUACUGUCAAAGCAAUGACUUCUGGUUCACUAUGGGCUAUGAGUCGACACACUUUCCGAAAAAUAGUUCUCAAAAGAGCUUUUAGGAAGAGAAAAGAAUACGAAGCGUUAAUCGAAAAAGUGGACUUGCUCAAAUCACUGGAACCCUACGAAAAAAUGUCAUUAAGUGACGCUCUAUUGCCGCGAAGAUUCGUCUCCGGAGACCUUAUUAUAAGACAAGACGACGAGGCGGACGGUAUGUAUUUCGUUCAGGAGGGCAUCGUUAGGAUCACCAAAAUUACUGAAGAAGGACACGAACAGGAAUUAUCGCGUUUAGAAAAAGGCGGAUAUUUUGGUGAAUUAGCACUUAUUACACACCGGCCCAGAGCUGCAUCAGCCUAUGCUCUAAGUGCUGAAGUGAAGUUGGCCUCUAAUACCUGUCCAUAUGUCCUGGACGUGCAUGCAUUUGAGCGUCUGUUGGGUCCGGUGAUGGACAUAAUGAAGAGGAACUUUAACCACUAUGAGGACCAAUUGGUCAAAAUAUUUGGGUCCAAAUCAAAUGUGGCCGACUUGCGAUGACUGCACGUGUGAGCCGUUGAUGGUAGGGAUUGUGAGGGAAUCCCUUUGGUGGUGGACAGUGGGACACUGGUCUCGAUGGCAGACUUAUUGCACAAUUAAUUGAAUUCUUCCCCUAAUUUGAGAUAAUUUCCAGUUAAAGGUGUUUUGCAG
Messenger RNA from Oppiella nova, 1071 nucleotides. The record is from the annotation of a GenBank genome assembly. NCBI's taxonomy places the organism in Eukaryota, Metazoa, Arthropoda, Arachnida, Sarcoptiformes, Oppiidae.